This is a messenger RNA of Linum tenue, 1545 nucleotides long. NCBI's taxonomy places the organism in Eukaryota, Viridiplantae, Streptophyta, Magnoliopsida, Malpighiales, Linaceae. The record is from the annotation of a GenBank genome assembly.
AUGGCAGUUGACACGGUGAAAUCAGUUCUUUCUAAGCCCAACGGUUGUAACAAAGACGAACAGACAGCCCAGAAGGCUGGAGCUAAUCCACUGGUGUUCGAUGCCAAGUUCCUGAGGCACGAAUCCAACAUUCCCCAGCAGUUCAUCUGGCCUGACCACGACAAGCCGAGAGGCAAUGCCCCGGAGCUUAAAGUCCCAAUAAUCGACUUGGGCGGGUUCCUUUCCGGCGACCCUGCCGCCACAAACGAAGCCGCGAAACUCGUCGGCGACGCCUGCCGGAAGCACGGGUUCUUCCUGGUAGCUAAUCACGGCGUGGAAAGCAAGCUGCUUUCCGAUGCCCAUAAGUUCAUGGACGAUUUUUUCGAGCUCCCGCUCUCUGAGAAGCAGAAGGCGCAGAGGAAACUCGGAGAGAGCGCCGGUUACGCCAGUAGCUUCACGGGGAGGUUUUCCUCCAAGCUUCCAUGGAAAGAAACGCUUUCCUUUCGGUUUACCGCCGAAAAGGAGUCGGCUGAAAUUGUUCGGGACUAUCUCCUCGACAGAAUGGGCCAAGAUUUCUCGGAAUUCGGGAAUGUGUACCAGAACUACUGCGAAGCGAUGAGCACGCUUUCCCUCAGGAUCAUGGAGCUUCUGGGAUUGAGCCUGGGAGUGAAGAAGAGAUCGCAUUUCAGAGAAUUCUUCCAAGAGAACGACUCGAUAAUGAGGCUGAACUACUACCCACCCUGCCAAAAACCUGACGCCACAUUAGGAACAGGGCCUCAUUGCGAUCCGACGUCGUUGACAAUCCUCCACCAGGACCAAGUGGGUGGGCUUCAAGUGUUUGUGGACAACGAGUGGCGCUCCAUCACCCCCAAUUCCAAUGCCUUUGUCGUCAACAUUGGCGACACCUUCAUGGCGCUGUCGAACGGGCAAUUCAAGAGCUGCUUGCACAGAGCGGUGGUGAACAGCACGACGGCGAGGAAGUCCCUGGCUUUCUUUCUGUGCCCAAAGAGCGACAAGAUCGUGACGCCGCCGGAGGAAUUGGUGGACGAGAACAAUCCCAGGGUGUACCCGGAUUUCACAUGGCCAACCUUGCUGGAGUUCACCCAAAAGCAUUACAGAGCCGACAUGAAUACCCUCGACGCCUUCAGAAAUUGGCUUCUUCAGCAGCAGCAACCGGCGGCGGCGGGUGUGACUGACCUGUGAAUUGCCAACAUUGAGGGAAGAAGUGAAGGAAAGGGAGGCUGCCACCGAAAAAAGAACGUUAAUUAGUUUAAGAUUAGAAGGAAAAGGCCACAAAAAAAAAAAAGGAACAAGAAGGGACAAAUUUAGUACAGGUAGAGGGUAAUCAGUAAAGAAAAAAAGGCCAGUUCUUAUGUUAAUAUGGUCUGUGACUUAGCAUUUUGAUCGUGGGCGGGACGGGGGCAACUCCUUUGGGUGGAAAAUAAAGGGGGGUAGAAGGGAACACAGAGAAAUAAAUAAGUACUUGGGCAGAUAAUUUUUUUGUACUUCAAUUUUUGUUUCUCUUUUGUUAAAUUCGCGUCAUAAUACAGGGGGAAAAGAUUAUCA